Messenger RNA from Miniopterus natalensis, 798 nucleotides. RefSeq names its product elastase, neutrophil expressed (gene ELANE). The record is from RefSeq and is a predicted model, not a curated record. Lineage: Eukaryota; Metazoa; Chordata; Mammalia; Chiroptera; Miniopteridae. Gene Ontology annotation, molecular function: serine-type endopeptidase activity. Gene Ontology annotation, biological process: phagocytosis; proteolysis; acute inflammatory response to antigenic stimulus.
AUGACCCAAAGCUGCAGACCCUCUGGCCCUGCCCUUGCCUCCAUCCUGCUGACAAUGCUGCUGGGUGGCCCUGUGCUGGCCUCCAAGAUCGUGGGUGGCCGGCAGGCCCGGCCCCAUGCAUGGCCUUUCAUGGUGUCCCUACAGCAGCGAGGAGGCCACUUCUGUGGUGGCACCCUGGUGGCCCCGAACUUUGUCAUGUCGGCUGCACACUGUGUGAAUGGCAUAAACUUCCAGGCAGUGCAGGUGGUGCUGGGCGCACACAACCUGAGGCAGCGUGAACCCACCCGGCAGUUGUUCGGCAUCCAGCAAGUCUUUGAAAAUGGCUUUGAUGCCCAGAGGCUGCUGAAUGACAUCGUGAUUCUGCAGCUCAACGGGUCAGCCACCAUCAACGCCAAUGUGCAAGUGGCCAGGCUUCCCGAGCAGGACCAAGGUGUGGGCAAUGGGGAGCAGUGCUUGGCCAUGGGAUGGGGCCGGCUGGGCACAAACCGGCCGCCACCCAGAGUCCUACAGGAGCUCAAUGUGACCGUGGUGACAUCCCUCUGCCGCAGAACAAAUGUGUGCACACUGGUGCGGGGCCGGAGGGCCGGCAUCUGCUUCGGAGACUCCGGUGGGCCUCUGGUCUGCAACGGGCUGAUCCAUGGAAUCGACUCCUUCAUCAGAGGAAGCUGUGGCUCGGGCUUCUACCCAGAUGCCUUUGCCCCCGUUGCACAGUUUGCAGACUGGAUCAACUCCAUCAUUCGCAGGCACGAUAACCACCCUCAUCUCCACCCCAGGGACCCUGCAAGUAGGAUCCACUAG